Prorocentrum cordatum is the source of this 3425-nucleotide messenger RNA. The record is from the annotation of a GenBank genome assembly. NCBI's taxonomy places the organism in Eukaryota, Dinophyceae, Prorocentrales, Prorocentraceae.
AUGGGCAGCGACGAUGGCGGUCAGCCAAAGUCUCGUCGGGGGCAGCGCCGCCGAGGGGAGCGAGCUCAUUGCGAAGACUGGGCUCGCUGCUGCGCGAUCACGCUGAACGAGCUCGACCGCGGGUCUGCUGAUCCGCAUCCUCAGGGACAGCGGGCCAGUGCUGGGCAGGAGCGCAGCUUGGGCAUGAUCCAGGCUGCGGUAGCUGAGCUCGGACGGCCGCCCGCCGACCUGACUCGCCAGGGAGCCCUCGCGGAGCUCCUGGCCAAGCGCAGCUACACCGGCGAGAAGGUGUCUGUCGCUCGGCUCGACAUUUCUCUCUUGUCCCUGCCUGCUGGUGGGGACGGUCCUCGAGCGCUGACAACCUUGCUCGGGGAUGAGGGCCCAAUGGUAGUCGAUGCCUUCUUGAGAGACAAAGUCUUGCCUCCAUCGGAGGCGGCGGCGCGGGUGGCCGAGUCGGCCUUGAAGCGUCCGUACUACGAUCCUUCGCUGCAGGGGAGGCCGCGCCGGUAUGCGCGCCUCCUCGCGGCCCUUGACGGCGCAGGCAUGCUCGAGUGGAGGCGGCACGGAUCGCCCCGAGUAGGCUUGUUUACUGUUUGGAAAAAGAACGGCAAGCAAAUAUUGAUUGUCGACGCUCGGUUGUCUAACUUGUGCUUCGCUUCUCCUGAUUCUGUCGACCUUGCCACAGGCGGAUCUUUCGCGUCCCUCGAGGUUGACCCUGGGCCCCCAGUGUGCCUUGCUCAGGUCGACAUCCAGGAUGCCUUUUACCACCUCCUCCUCCCUCCUGAGCUCGUCCCCUUUUUCUGUCUCCGCCCUGUCACCGCUGGGCUCGCCGGAGUCGUUGAGCUCGACGGCGCCCCUGUCUCUCCGACCCAGCUCGCCAAGGAGGUCGACGCUGUGGCCGAUUCCGUUUUAGACGCCCUGACCGCCGCUGGGCUCAGCAUGCAUCCUCGUGAGAGCUCACUCGGCGGGUCCGUCUUGGGAUGGGAAUUCAGCGACGAGUGCCCUCAGGUUCGUGUGAGCCCUCGCAGAGUGUGGAGACUCCGACUCGGCAUUGAGGGGCUCCUAGAGAAGGGCUUUGCUACGGGCAGGGACCUCGAGGCCAUCAUAGGACAUUUCACGUUCGCCGCUCGAAUUCGGCCAGAGGCCCUGUGUGUGUUCUCUGCUGCGUACGCCUUCAGUCAGCGGGGGGCCGACACUCGCCGUAGGUUGUGGACUGCCUCCAUCGCGGAGGCUGGCCGGUGGUCGGACCGGUGGCGCUUCUCGCGAGGGGCCGAGGAUCGCGUUCGGCCGAGAGACGCCUCGCUCCGGGAGGAGCUGAACUUAGCCGCGGCGGCCGGUCUGGACGACCUGGAUCGCGUCGGGACGGCUCGGCACCUGGAAGCCCUCGGCGAGGUGGAUCGGAGCGGGGCCGUCCCGGAGAUCGGGCCCGAAAUCCUUCAGGGAUCCUGGGCCACCGUUUCGGCCGGUCGCUGGAAGCGUCGGGAGGCGAUGCCCAUCUUGGAAGGGCGCGCUCUGGUCGGGGGGGUCCGGCAUGUGAGCCGGGGUUUAAGCGAGUUUGGCAAGCGGAUCCUUUUUCUGACCGACGGGUUGUCCGAGGUCCUGGCCCUUGAGAAGGGCCGAUCAUCGAGCGUGGCCCUGAUGAGAGUGUGCAGGCAGUGGGCGGCGACGGUGUUUGCGGCCGAUCUGUAUCCUCGGGUUCGGUGGAUUCGGUCUGAGUUGAAUGUCUGCCUGAGCCGGAUGACGACCGGCCUCCCGCGGCCACUCGCAGGUGCCCCGAUCCCGUCGGCCCCGUGGGAUGCGGUCCUGGCGACCGACAGCCUGGUGAGGCCGGGCGGGACUGCGGAGCGGCGACCCGUCCAGGGCGAGCCGCCGUCCCUGUGGCGAGCGGCGGCGCUGCCACAGGCUGGUGCGCGACCGCGCCCACCCCAUGGGCGGGCCCGGGCAAGGGCAGCGGCGAGACAAGCCAAGCCUCGGCCCGAGGAGCUGGCCACGAGGGGGGAGCGCGCCGCUGCCCGGCAAACGAGUUUCCCCGUGGACAAGCGGGUGACAGUCAGCGAGGGCCUCUCGCUGCUCGAGAGGGAGAGCGCGGGCGACCACGACCAGCGGGUCUACCAGUCGGCGCUCGUGGAGUUCAGGAUCUUCUCCGAGACCCUGGGCCUGCGCCUCGAGACCGCUCAGGACUACGACGAGGCAGCCGUGGAGUGGACCUACCCCGCUGUCUUCGACGGCAGCGACGCGCUGGAGGGGACAAGGCUCAAGGCGCGGCUGCUGUACUACUACCCGCGGCUCCUGUCCGUGGCUGGGCUGCCCCAGUUCAGCCGGGCGCUGAGGGGGUGGAGGCGGCUGGGGUCGCCGCGGAGCCAGCUGCCGCUGCCGGGGGAGGUCGCCUGCGCGGUGGCCCACAGGCUCGCGGCAAACCAGGACCUGCACGCCGCCCGCCUCGUCUUUGUGAGUUUCGUGUUCGGCCUGCAGCCCGCGGAGCUGAUGUCGCUGACCGGGCGGCGAGUGGUGCCGCCGGCGCGGGCGGCCGGCCACGCCGCGUGGUCGCUCGUGCCGUUUCCGAUGGAGGAGGAGACGCCCAGCAAGGACGGCGCCUUCAACGAGAGCGUGCUGGGCGACCUGCCGUUCUGCCACCUCAUCGGGGACGUGCUGAAGCCGCUCGAGGCCGGCGUCAACGACAGGGACCUCGCGGCGCAGGCGCGGUACGUGCAGCUGGCGCAGGCGUUCGGCACGGCGGACCAGCACCUCGGCCUCGAGGGCCCGUCGGGCCUGUACCAGCUGCAACACGGCGGAGCGCCCGUCGACCUGGCCAGCUACCGCCGCAGCAUCGCGGAGGUGAGGGCUCGCAGCCGCUGGGCAAGCGACAGCUCGGUGACGGGGUACGGCAAAGGGGGCCGCGUCGCCGACCAGCUGAUCAAGUUGCCACCGCCGUUCCUCGACCACGCCAUCGUCCGCGCCAAGAAGAAUGGCGACAUCCUCUGCGAGCACUGCCGGCCUUUGCCGCCCGUGUUCAGCGGCUCCGGCAACUUCAGCCGGGCCUGGCGACGGCGGCAGCGCGCUCUGGGCUAUGCUAUUUUCGAGUGGGACAUCCGCUGGGGAGAGGAGUAUGACCUCACUCGCCAGCGGGCGCAGCGCCUGGUGCGAGGCUGGGUCAACAACGGGCUGAUUGCUGCCGUCUGGCUGGGCACCCCUUGCCACAGCUGGAGCCGAGCACGGGACAUUCGACCAGGGCCUCCGCCCUUGCGAAGUGACCUGCACGUGAUGGGGUUGCCCGACCUAGCGCCCCGUGACGCUGAGAAGGUUAGGAUCGGCAACGCCCUCAUGAAGUUUUCAGCCUCGCUAUUUUCUUUGUGCCAAGCCGUGCGCGUGCCAGUAGCUAUUGAGAAUCCUCACAUGUCUAGAAUUUGGCUGACGUCUCAAUUCAG